This is a messenger RNA of Myxozyma melibiosi, 942 nucleotides long. RefSeq names its product thioredoxin-like protein. NCBI's taxonomy places the organism in Eukaryota, Fungi, Ascomycota, Lipomycetes, Lipomycetales, Lipomycetaceae. The transcript is spliced from 5 exons. Gene Ontology annotation, biological process: cellular response to oxidative stress. The record is from RefSeq and is a predicted model, not a curated record. Bases 266 to 754 code for a protein of 162 amino acids. Gene Ontology annotation, molecular function: glutathione peroxidase activity.
CGAACGAGGUUGGAGCAUGUCCGAAAACCGUAAAUCGCGAGAACGGCGAGAUUCUGGGUUUGCAGGGUCUGGGGCCGAGGACGGAGGAGCAAAAGCAGGGAAAAAGGUGACGUCGGAGCUCGCUUAGAGACUCACUCAUCCUUCCCUUCUUAAUAAUUAUCGCGACUCUAUAUAGAUUCCUCUCUCCCCACCACGUCCUUCCUUCUCUCCUUCAACAACACUCACAGUCAGCUUAUUCUCUGUUCAUACAAACCUCACACCAAUCAUGUCCGUCCCUACUUCCUUCUACGACCUCGCUCCCCUCGACAGCAAGGGAAACCCCUUCGACUUCCACCAGCUCGAGGGCAAGGUCGUCGUCAUCGUCAACGUCGCCUCCAAGUGCGGUUUCACUCCUCAAUACAAGGGCCUCGAGGAGCUCUACCAGAAGUACCACGACAAGGGACUCGAGAUCAUCGGCUUCCCUUGCAACCAGUUCGGUCGCCAGGAGCCCGGCUCUGACGAGGAGAUCGCCUCGUUCUGCACCCUCAACUACGGCGUCACUUUCCCCGUCCUCAAGAAGGUCGACGUCAACGGCGACAACGCCGACGCCGUCUACAAGUUCCUCAAGUCCAAGAAGGCCGGUCUCCUCGGCUUCCGCGGCAUCAAGUGGAACUUUGAGAAGUUCGUCAUCGACCGCAAGGGCGAGGUCGUCGAACGCUUCUCCUCGGUCACCACCCCUGAGGGUCUCUCGUCCGAGAUCGAGAAGCUGCUCUAAAUUCCCUCCCCUCCGUUGCUCCCGCCACCGCCUCCCAGGACCGACACUCUACUCCACACAGUAACCUAGCUUCCUCUCCCGCUCUUUUGACAGCUUGCGGUUUGGUUCUAUUCUUGGAGUUGGGUCUUAUCUGGUUUCUUCGGUAUGCGGAGGCGUAUGGUCGGGAACUAGGCUUGUGAAGGAUAGCG